GACCCACUCGGCCUCGGCACGUCCGAGACGAUCACUCCCUUUCGCGAGGCAGAGAUCAAGCACGGCCGCCUCGCGAUGCUGGCCGCCAUCGCGUGGCCGCUGCAAGAGAUCCUCCACCCGAUCCUGGUGGACGCGGCGCGGGCGGACGGCCUCGGCGUUCGGGACGGCCUCGCAGCGUCGGCGGGCAAGUCGCCCUCUCUCCUCAACGGCGGGCUCGACCAGUGGGAGCUGGCGCCGGCGCUGUCGCUCUUUGUCUUUGUGGGCGCGGUCCUCGAGCUGCAGGACAUCAAGGCGCGCAAGCAGCUCGGCCUCAAGUUCAACGAGUGGCCGACGUCGGACGUGCCCGGCUGCGUGCGCACCCCCGCGCAGCGGCUGCCCGAGGUGCCCCUGUCGGCGCCCUUUGACCCGCUGAAGAUCUGUGGCGGCCUGAGCGGCGAGGAGCGGCGCGCCUUCCAAGAGAAGGAGCUCCUCAACGGGCGCAUCGCGAUGCUCGCCGUCGCAAACUACGUCGCAAUCGAGGCCGCCUGGCAGGUGCCCAUCGUCCAGUUCACGCCGAGCCUCUUCCGCCCGCUCUUCCUCGACCCCGCCUUCCGCCUCUUCCUGGACGGCGCCUUCCAGUCUGCCACCAUGAUGGGAUCCGUGGACGGCGUCGCCAUCUGAGGCGCGGCGCGCGGCGCGCGACUUGGCGCGUCGGCGGCUCGGCUGGCCUCUUCCUUUUCGCGGACCGUCGUCUCGCGUGCUCCCCUCUCGCGCGCACGCUCGAUCGGCGGCAGCGGCUGGUUUGCCGGUUUUCGUGCGUGGUUUAAUGUAUUCUCGCUUGUGUGUUGUCGUACGCGUCGUGGCUGGCUUCGAAUUCUUGUCUUGCUGGGCUCACACCCAUACAGUACU
Messenger RNA from Emiliania huxleyi CCMP1516, 888 nucleotides. RefSeq lists its product as hypothetical. The coding region runs from base 76 to 660 and encodes 194 amino acids. Lineage: Eukaryota; Haptophyta; Isochrysidales; Noelaerhabdaceae. The transcript has 2 exons. The record is from RefSeq and is a predicted model, not a curated record.